CAGCUUUGCAGCUAAAGCAGGUCCAGUGUAGAGAAUACAGAGCUCUACAGCUUUAGAGGAGCUUUACAGGGCUGUCCUGCUGGAAAAGGGACCAGCUCAGAGUUUUAGUGGAGCAGCUACGUGUUAUUGAGGCAGAUUACGCGUGGACAGCUCCGUGGUUCUGAAAUAGUCUGAGAGUUGAAGACAGGACGGUUUAAGUCUUGAGCUUUGGUGCUGGAAAGGGAACUAAAGAGUGGUGGACAGCUCCGUGGUAAGACAAGGCAGUUUUAGUAGAGAGUUUGUAGUGCAGAAAGUGAUCUUCGUUAGUGCUCCGUGGCUCUGAAACAGGUUCAGCACGCUUUAAAUGGGCAGCUGUAGUACUGAAAUACUACCGUAUCGCUUGUAGACUCGGUUUCAGUGCUGAAACAGACUUUGUAGACCAGUUUUAACGCACGUUGUGCGGACAGCUCCAUGGUGCUAAACCCAGUUUAGCCGCAGUUGUACCGGACAGCUCCGUGGUGCUGAAACAAACGCUCUAUCUCAGUGAAGAGCGGCUCUAUCUCUUUAGUGGACAGCUCCGUGGUGCUGAAACGAGCCCGCAGCUCUAGCGCGUUCUUUCUCUCACUGAACACAAACACAGCGAAGCAGACCCACCACAAUGGAGAGGAUCUCAUGGACACUUUUUCUGCUGUCCCUCGUUCUCCCGGAGGUCUCCAUGCAAGAUUUCGGGCAGACGCAGUUCAUCUGCACCUCAGUGCCGAAGGACAUGGACCUGUGCGCCGCCGCGAUGCAGAACAGCGGACCGGCCGAGGACCUGAAGACCACCGUGAUGCAGCUCAGGGAGACGGUGCUGCAGCAGAAGGAAACCAUCAUGAACCAGAAGGAAACCAUCCGGGAGCUGACGAGCAAACUGAACCGGUGCGAGGGCCAGAGCGCUCCGGAGCCUGGGACCGGAGGAGGGAGGAGGAAAGAGCAAGGCAAGAACACCAUGGGGGACGUUUCACGAGGCGCAAGUGACACUUUGGCUCAACUGGGGCAGACUUUGGCAACACUGAAACAAAGGCUGGAGAACUUGGAGCAGUACAGCCGGAGUAAUGGCACGGCACAGGCAAACAGCCUGAAGGAUCUGCUGCAGAACAAAAUUGACGACAUGGAGAAGCAGGUGCUGUCCCGCGUCAACACAAUGGAGGGGGGCAAACCAAGCCAGAGAAACGAUACAGAUCAGAGGAACAAAGUGGAGUCCACGCUGACCUCUCUACACCACCGCAUCACUGAUCUGGAGAAAGGACCUAAAGGUAACAAACUGCUGGACAAGUUCCAGCUGACCUUUCCUUUACGGACGAACUACAUGUACGCUAAAAUGAAACGGAGUUUGCCAGAGAUGUACGCCUUCACGCUCUGCCUGUGGAUCAAAUCUAACGCCUCCCCAGGGGUGGGCACGCCCUUCUCCUACGCUGUCCCGGGACAGGCUAACGAGCUGGUGCUGAUAGAGUGGGGGAACAACCCCAUGGAGAUCCUCAUCAAUGACAAGGUGGCCAAACUGCCUUUCCUCAUCAACGAUGGGAAAUGGCACCACAUGUGCAUCACAUGGACCACGCGGGAUGGAGUGUGGGAGGCGUUUCAGGACGGAGUCCUCCGCGGGAAUGGAGAGAACCUGGCUCCAUAUCACCCCAUCAAACCACACGGAGUGCUGGUGUUAGGCCAAGAGCAGGACACUCUGGGUGGAGGCUUUGACGCCACACAGGCGUUCGUAGGAGAGCUGGCCAACUUCAACAUCUGGGACAAGAAAUUGUCGUCCUCUGAGAUUUACAGCCUGGCCACCUGUAACAGCAGAGCACCGUCCGGCAACGUGCUGUCCUGGUCUGAGACCAACAUCGAAGUGUUCGGUGGAGCCACCAAGUGGACUUUCGAGCCUUGCCGUCAGCUCAACUGAACUGCAGCCUGAGAGAGAAAGAAAGAAAAGAAAACAAAACAAAAAACAACAAAAGGCCAUCAGAGACUCCUUGCUCUUGUCUUUCUUGUCUUCAUUUUGACGUUAACAACAACAACAAUAAAAAAGAGAACAGUCCUUUAAUAAGUUACUAAGUUGAAUAAGAGUUAAGCAAGGAUUUCUAUGAAUACUUAUGAAUAUUUAUGUGCGAAAUUAAAAAAAGUCAUCGUUCGUUGUUGGAAAGCACAGUGAGACAGUGUUGCUGUUGGUUGCUUUUUUUUGUAAAAAAAAAUCAGAGAUUUUGUUUUUUUUUUCCUUUCUUGCAAUUGCACUCAUUCACUUUUUUCCUUUGCGUCCAAAAAGUGGACUUGCGACUCGUCCUGAGAGCGAAGCUGCAGGUCUCGUGCCUGUUUGGCUUGGAUUCCUGGGUUAGGACUUUUAUUUUUGAAGGCGAGAAUCGGACUAAUCGGGACAGUCCAAAGAACAUCUCAAGGUCAAUGUUUGGUCUGAAGGCCGGUCAGUUCCUCUUCUAUCCACCAUCUCCAGGUUCUACAGACAUUCAAGGACGCCAUUCAAAUGGCCAACGUGUUUAGAGAAAGCCUGAGUGCCUUGGGCUGGAGCGCUGACUCAGCACACGCACUUUUCCAUCCGCUUUAGCCAUCCUGCCACUUUAUCUCUCCGCUUUCACUGGCCACUUCUUGUUUCUGAGUAAAUGUGUUAAAACAGCGAUUUGUUCAGGUCCUGGCAGGUGUUUGUACUCUGUAAUAGGAAUGUUAACUGUAUUGUAACAGCAUGAAUGACCAAAAUGCUGCAACAAACAAUGGCAUCGUCGACAUCCGCUUUUACUAUUACUAUGGUUCGGGUCGGGUUUUUUCUACUGUAUUGUUAUAUGCUGAAAGCAUGGCACCACUGAGAGAUGAUAAAAGAUAUAAUUUUUGUAAUAAAAUUGUGAUAUCUAAUGAAAAUCUA
This is a messenger RNA of Colossoma macropomum (tambaqui), 2878 nucleotides long. Its product is annotated as neuronal pentraxin-1-like. The record is from RefSeq and is a predicted model, not a curated record. The transcript has 5 exons. NCBI's taxonomy places the organism in Eukaryota, Metazoa, Chordata, Actinopteri, Characiformes, Serrasalmidae. The coding region runs from base 638 to 1912 and encodes 424 amino acids.